AUGGAUGCUUUCCAUUUAUUACUUGGAAGACUACGGCAAUAUGAUAAGCGUGCUUUUCAUGAUGGAUACCGGAACACCUAUUCAUUCAUAAUUGAUGGACGUAAGACUGUUUUGACACCAGUGUCUGAUACGCUAAUGACCAGAUCACAGAUUAUUGGCCACAUCAAUAAAGGAGAGCCAUUUCACAUAGUAGUAGCCAUGGAAGACCCGCGAGAUGAAGAGCAUGAGUUAGAUACACGAGACAAGAAGUUACUUGCCAAUUUUGAUGAUGUGAUCUCUAAAGAUGUACCGUUAGAACCUCCACCCAUGCGCGAUAUUCAACAUCAAAUUGACCUUAUAUCCGGAGCAUCAUUACCAAACAAAGCAGCUUAUAGGAUGAAUCCUAUACAACAAGCUGAACUCCAAAGGCAAGUCGAAGUGUUAUUAGAGAAGGGUUUAAUAAGAGAGAGCCUUAGUCCCUAUGACGUACCUGCUUCGCUUGUUCCUAAGAAAAAUGGCACUAGGAGGAUGUUUGUUGACAGUCGAGCAAUCAACAAGAUCACUAUCAAAUAUCGCUUCCCAAUCCCAAGGAAGUCCAGCGUUCGUGAAGAGGAAUUUGUGGGGCUGCUGGGUUUGGCCUUUGCGGACGCGAAUGCGAGGCAAGAGUUGGACAAGCCUUCGCGAAGGUGGCUAAGGCGACGUGAAUGCGAAGAAGAAAGGAGGGAGCUGGGCCUAAGGCCAUUUGGCCUACGCGAACGCAUAUAG
Messenger RNA from Nicotiana attenuata, 744 nucleotides. RefSeq lists its product as uncharacterized. NCBI's taxonomy places the organism in Eukaryota, Viridiplantae, Streptophyta, Magnoliopsida, Solanales, Solanaceae. The coding region runs from base 1 to 744 and encodes 247 amino acids. The transcript has 2 exons. The record is from RefSeq and is a predicted model, not a curated record.